Nematocida ausubeli is the source of this 1563-nucleotide messenger RNA. RefSeq lists its product as uncharacterized. The record is from RefSeq and is a predicted model, not a curated record. Bases 1 to 1563 code for a protein of 520 amino acids. The transcript has a single exon. NCBI's taxonomy places the organism in Eukaryota, Fungi, Microsporidia.
AUGGAAGUUGAGAAAGUGAUCAGUAUUCAGACAAAAGAUAUUAAAGAACUGUUUGAGCCUUUCAAAGAGAGCAUCAAAGAGGAGAUUGCGCAGAUACUAGGAGAAAAGUAUGUCACAAAUGAGGACAAAUUUCAAUUAGCACUUCGCUCUCUUCUGAAGAAAGCCUCCUUAAAAGACUGCGUGCUUGUAGAGAAUCUUGAUGACAGAAACCAGAGAGAGGACUUGCAGUGUAUGGCUGCAAACAUGCACUACAUCCAAUACGCAGCAGAAGAAAAACAGCGCAUUGUUAACAUGCUGGCAUCUGGUGCGCUCAACACAAAUGAUGCUUUUAGUAUGAUGCUUGCAUGUGUUCAGAAAGAGCUGGACAAAAGAGCAAAAAUAUACACAAAUGUGGUAUAUGGCAGAAAAAAGAUGGAAAGUGCAGGAGUUGAUGCAAUUGACUCGCUAAACUACUAUUUAUCAUGCCAAGGAAGAGAAGAAACAAUGCCACCGCUACUUCGAUCUCUUUUAAGAAAGAUUUACACAAACUUUGAAAACUGUCCAGAGAGGCUUUUUGACGUACCAGCAAGCUCAAAGGAAGAGAUCAUAAGCGCAAUAGAUGGAUAUAGUAUAGAGCAGCUACUUGGUUACUGCGAGUAUAGGCUGGACACCAGUGAAGGCGCACCAGAAGAUGAACUUUUAAUGUUUACGCAUAUGCAUGCAUUUGUACAGGGUGUGCUAGAGCACUGGGGCGAAAUUCGAGGAGAAAGUCCGAAUACAGCAGAGGCAAAGCCAAAAGAAAUACUUAAUCUUUUCCAGGAGGCGUUUGACUGGACUCUUCCAGAGAGCACACAGAAAAAGCACAGAGACAACCUAAUAGAAAUCAUACAGAAAAAAGUAGACUACCUCCAGGCACGAAUAAAGGCCAAAAUGGCCAUAUUCGGAGAGAUGGACACAGCAGCAGAAAACCUUCUGUUUACUCUGACAAAAAAGAACAUAGAAGAGAGCAAGGACAAAGACAGUAAAUCAUCUUUGGGUUUGUAUAAGUGCUUUUUGUCGUUUGCUAAGUCGAUCUUUAUACUUAUUUUCAUGCUGAAUACUAUUGUACUGAGCGAGAACUCUGAGUGGAAGAAUCUUUUUACAACAAAAAAGCUUCUAAAACUUAUUUCUCCCAUUCUGUGCCUGGGAUCCAUAGCACAGCUAUACGCAAACCCAAUGCUGCUGAAUAGAAGAAAGAUAGACAGCAGUGGAUACACAAAAUACCCAGAAGACUUUGUAUUCCUUUUAGUAUUCUUUAUUAUUAUGUCUAUUGUGCUGUGCAUUAUGUUCCCAUAUAGCUUGCAGAACUAUUCACUCUAUGUGCUUGAGCUGAUGCUGUUCAUAAUUAGUGUGAUAUGCAAUAUGAGGAGACUAGCAGCAAGCACAAAGAGUCUUCUAUUUGAUGAUAGAUUAUUGUCAGACCGCGUAUUCUACUUCAUAUACUGCCUUCUCUCACUAAUCAUGGUUGUUGGACUUCACUUUUACUCUACUAAUUUCCCAGUUAUUAGCAAUAAUGAGGCUCUUAAUGCAUUAGUGCUCUUUUAA